AUGUCGACCCCAAACGGCGAAAUCACACGCAGAUUGGAAAUUGGGAAGGUCUUUGAUAGAAUUGUUGAAGAUCAGAAUAGAGAUGGCAAGAUUUAUCGCGUCUAUGCCCACCAUCUUGCGAGAGCUUGUUGGCAUGGAAGUCGGAUCACACUUCGGCAAAGCUCGUCUGAGGCAGAAGGAAUAUUCGACUUCAUCCUACUGACUCACCAGGCGUGUACUGGUGAGUGGGGAAACCACAUUGACCAUGGCCUUACAAAAGAGGAGGGAGAUCCCAAUCACAAAGUGAUCCCUGACAUCUCUAGAUAUGCCCUCCGAAAAAUGGCUAGCGUCUCAACUGAAGCUAGUGUCAAACCUGAUGAGAUUAUCGAGCCAAUGAUGUCUGCCCAGCCAGUGAAAUUAGGACAUCCAGAUGAAACAAGCCAAUCUGGUUACUAUCCCGGAGUCGAGAAAAAUUACUAA
Molecule: messenger RNA, 459 nt
Organism: Penicillium malachiteum
Lineage: Eukaryota; Fungi; Ascomycota; Eurotiomycetes; Eurotiales; Aspergillaceae
Exons: 2
Coding region: 1-459 (152 amino acids)
Source: RefSeq, a predicted model, not a curated record